AUGAGCAAGUGUUCUCUCCCAACUACACCGCGAUUAGAACGUGAUCGCACUCCUAGUCUUAUGACAGAUGAAGAAUUACGCAAUGAAUACGUGCAGCUGCGCAAGACGCAUUUUACACUAAAUGAAGAAUCAGUUGCACUACAAGCGGAAAUAGGAGCUCUUUGCGAAGAAUCUGUUCGUCUUCAACAGAGUACAGAGAUUGAAGAAGAGAAAUUAGCAAAUCAGCUUUUACGUCGUUUACAGAUUGAAGAGCUUCAACGAAGCCGUUUACAUGCUCUUAUUCGUCGAGAAGAGGUUGCACGUCAACAAAUUAUGGAGCAAAUUGCCCAAGUUCGUGGACAGAAGACGGAAUUAAAAACACAAGUGGAACAAGAACAAGAAUCAUUAAUGCUUCAAUUACAAAAGAAGCUAGUGGAAGUUGUAAAUAGCAAACGUGAGGUUGAGCGUGAACUACUAAAGGAACGUCGUAGUUAUCUUGAUGUACUUUCUAAACGUCUCGCCCAUUUCAAGCGAGACUCCGAUGCCACUCCUGCUGUGGUGGAGGCCUCCGCGGCUCCUCCUGUCGCACUGCGCCCCGCCUCUGAGGAAACACACGUGGCGAUCAAUCAUCUUGAGCGGCAGUUGAAUGAUCUCCUGCGGCGCCACGCGGCAGCGGUGCGGGCGAGUGCGAUCAACGAGUCUCUCUGCGCAGAACUCGGGCGGAGUCUUGCGAGCAUUCAACAGGCCGCUUUUCUCGACCGCGCGCGGGCGGCGAAAUUGCGGGAGGAACUCCUCGAGGCCCAGAGACGAUUGGGAGCUCUGGAAACGCAGAGGCGGUCGGGGGGCAUUGAGGCGCAGAUCCGUACGCGGGGAACAUCUGUGGUCUCCGACGACAGUUCGGGGCUUCCAACGCCCAAGUGGGCCCAACCCCGCCCUCGAAGUCCCGCCCCACUCCCACCAUUCAACAACAACAACAAUACGACUCCUACUACUACUCCUGUUCCUACUCCUACGUUUACGACUACAACAACAAUGUGCACACAAACACCCUCAAAUACAGAUAUGGGUGAAGGUGAGGGAGGGGCGUCAAUUCCAACGCCUGUGAAGAUGGCGUCAGCUUCCUUCAGUUCGGGGGGCACCCCAACGGGGAAGUCAUAG
Molecule: messenger RNA, 1137 nt
Organism: Trypanosoma theileri
Lineage: Eukaryota; Euglenozoa; Kinetoplastea; Trypanosomatida; Trypanosomatidae
Exons: 1
Coding region: 1-1137 (378 amino acids)
Source: RefSeq, a predicted model, not a curated record